GUUCCUGGCGGCUCUCGGACUGGUUGAAAACAGCACCGAGAUUCUGGUAGCGAGCAUGCUGAUCUCACCACUGAUGGGCCCCAUCAUGGCGUUCACCUUGGGCACGCUGGGCCGCGAGCGGCGGCUGCAGCGGCGCGGCGUGCGCGUGGAGGUGCUGGGGCUGGCCGGCUGCCUGCUGCUGGGCUUCCUGUUCGGGCUGGCGGCGGCCGGCGUGGCCGGGGGCGCGCCGCCCUCCUGGCCCACGCGGGAGAUGCGCGCGCGCGGCGAGCUGCACGCCGUGUGGGUGGGCGCGCUCGUGGCGCUGCUGUCUGGCGCCGCCGUGGCGCUCGCGACGCUCGGCGGCUACACGGCGUCGCUGGUGGGCGUGGCCAUCUCGGCCGCGCUGCUUCCGCCGGCCAUCAACGCUGGCCUCCUGUGGAGCUUGGCAUGCGCCUCGUUGCUGACGCGGCGCGACGCCACUGCCCUGGCGGAGGCCGCUGCGGACGCCGUUGACGCGAUGAACGGCACAGCCACCUUGAUGGAGGCGCCCGUCCUCCCCCCCGCCCCCACCCUGGGCAACCGCGAAGUGCUCUCCGUCGCCGCGGACCUGGCCAUGCAGGGCGCUCUCAGCGUCUGCCUCACGCUUCUCAACAUCCUCUGCAUCUUCGUCGCGGCGAUGAUCGUGCUCAAGGCCAAGCAGGUGUCGCCGACGGCCGAAGACCGGCUCCUGCUGUGUCUGGACCCCGAGCUGCCGGCGUCGCCCGCCGCGUCGAAUAACUGUCGCCGCCGCCGCCACUGGUCCAUGGCGCAACCUCCGCAACUCUCGCGCCGCGUGUCGCUGCUGGUGCAGCAGGCGUCUGGAGGCUGCGACACGUGCACCCGCACGUGGUCGCCGGGGGCGAGGCCGUCGCGCUCGUCGCUGCAGGACCUUCGCAGCCUCUACCUCUCGACGCUGGGCCCCGCCUCGGGGUCCGUCGACACGCCGUCGCCGCCAGUCCAGCCCCCUCCCCAGGCCCCGCGGCCGCCAGCGGCCCUGCAUUCUCCGACGUGA
Messenger RNA from Gryllus bimaculatus (two-spotted cricket), 1030 nucleotides. The record is from the annotation of a GenBank genome assembly. Lineage: Eukaryota; Metazoa; Arthropoda; Insecta; Orthoptera; Gryllidae.